AUGGUUUUAAGCCUUUAUCCGACCGAUGCGGCCCGUUGGUACUUUGAUGAAAUUGCUGCGCGUGUAGUGGCAAAAUCUGGCAAUGCAUCUGACCGGUUCCAUCUUGGAAAGUUAAUUCUACAGGCACUAAAAGAUGCACCAGACUUCGUUUUGCAGAUCGAUGGAUCAACUGGAGAGAGUGAGACCUGCGGAUCUGUUCUGCGCCGAUCAGUUUGUUGUGCUCUUGCCCUAAAGAAGUUGGGAAUAGAGCAAGGCGUUAACAUUAUCAUCAUGGCCCCAAACCAUUUGGACCUAGCUAUACCUUUUUAUGCGGCUAUGUAUCUAGGUUCGGGCCUUGGCUGUGUUGAUAUGACUUUGAGCAUCAAUGAACUUCGUGAUCAUUUUGAAUGCGAGUCACCAAAAGCGAUAUUCUGUCAGAGUGAUAAGGCAGCAGACGUAAAAGCUGCAUUAAAAAAUGCUAAUUUGGAUAGUCAUAUCAUAACCUUUGACGAUGGUGGUCAAUACAAAAGUCUAUCUCAACUACUACACGGGAUUGACGAAAGCUCUAUCAAAAACUUUGAACCAAGUGAUUUCAAUACGGAAGAGACUGUGGCUUUUCUCUUGCCGACCAGUGGUACCACUGGUUUGUCCAAAGCUGCUGAGAAUACGCAUAAGAACUUCGCCAUAAUUUCUCCCCAUUUAUGGUACUCUUUUGGGAAUUUCCCUACACCAACUCGCCUUUGGUUUCUACCUUCCCCUAUACAAUGGUUAUCGGCAGUUAUCGCUUACCUUCAAUCGCCUAUUAUGAAGAUCACUAGACUACAAUCUUCUUUACCUAUGACAGUGGAGCACGCAUACAAUCUAAUAAAUAAAUACAAGCCUACAGUAACAAUAAUGAAUCCAAAUAUGCUCAUCUCGUUGUUAAAACCGAAUACUCGCCAUCUAUGUGACUUCUCCAGCUUUGAAGUGAUGUUUGUUGGAGGCAGUGCAGUACCGCAAUCACUAGUUGAUACGUUAAAGACCGUCAGCCCAAGCACUCGUAUAUAUAAUUCAUACGGCAUGAGUGAAAUAUCGGGUUUAUGUCUCAUAAACACGCAUAUGGUACCAAAAUCAUGUGGUCAGAUCACAGGAUGUGCCUUAAUAAGGUUGGUCGACCCAUAUACAGAAAAGGAUGUGACUGAUACUGCAAAUGUGCCUGGUGAGUUGUGGUUAAAAGGACCGUCGGUAUUUAAAGGAUAUAGCAAUAACCCAACACUGACGAAAGAAUCAUUUUCUAAAGACGGAUGGUUCAAGUCCGGUGACAUUUUGUACAGAGACGCAAAUUGGAACUUCUUUUUCGUUGAUCGGAUUAAAAUGCUGUUGAAAUAUAAGAACCAUCAGAUAUCGCCUGUGGAAAUAGAAGAGGUAAUUCGACGGCACCCAGCUGUAUUUGAAGUAGCUCUGACGGGCUUACCUCACCCGGAUGACGGAGAGUUACCUAUCGCUUGUAUAGUGAAACAAACAGACUGCGAAGUCACAGAGAAGGAAAUUGAAGAUCUUGUUUCAGAUUCCUUGACAGAUUCCAAGCGGCUUCGCGGUGGUGUGAUUUUUAUGAAAGAACUUCCAUACACAGCAACAUCCAAAAUCAAUAGAGCUAAAUUGAAGAAAAUUGUUUGUGAACAUUUUAAACAGGAAACC
Messenger RNA from Iphiclides podalirius (scarce swallowtail), 1656 nucleotides. The record is from the annotation of a GenBank genome assembly. Lineage: Eukaryota; Metazoa; Arthropoda; Insecta; Lepidoptera; Papilionidae.